UUGAAUAUUUUAUGAACAAGCUACGAUCCAUUUUUUGGUGAACUUGACGUGAGGGCAUGAAUAGAAUGGGAAUGUAGCUGCAGAAGCUGAUUAAACUCGCCAACUCUGCUUUUCCUGGGAACCAGCGAUCCUGUAGUCAGAAGUUUGCUUUCCCAACAGCUGGAAACGCCAGAAUUGUGACACAGCCUCAAGAACUGAGGCUCCUUGUUCAGACUUUCACACGGGACCCUCUGUUCCUUUCACACAGGCCUCUUUCUUUCUCACAUCUGCCUCUUGGAAGACUUUCCCAGGGCGGGACUGAGCCUGCAGGGAAAGAGGCACUGGACUGGGGCUCCUGGGUUCAAAGUCUGGACUAGACCCGGCUUGAACUCUGAUGUUUAUUGUUCCACUUUUCAGCAUCUGAAGGAGAAAUUCAAGGACAAUAAGCUUCUAGUUAGUGGCGGAGGAUCUAUCCGGAGCAUAGGAGGAUCAAGCGUUACAGUCUGGGAAGCAAACCCAUAGAUCUUUAGAAGGAGGGAGCCCUGGCUCGUCUAGCUCCUCCCUCCACCGGUCUGGUCCCGCCCCUCCGGUGCCAUUGGCCGGUCCAAAAGACGCGGGGCGUUGUCAGUUUGAAUGGGAGAGCCUGGAGCUAGGCGCAGGCGCAGAGGAGCUCAGGCGCUGAGGAGACCUAGCUGACGGUGAGACCCUCCGAGAGGCCAGGGGGAGUCCGAAGCUCUGGCCCACGUGACCUUCCGGGGGCGGGCGCCGGGGGCGCGGGCCAGCCUCCCGCGGUGCCCCUGCUUGGCUCGGCGUCGCCCCGGGGACCAGCCUUGGGGAAGCGCGGCGAUCCCCAGUCUGCGGUCGGAGGCGCUCAUCCCUGAAGCGGCUCCGCGUUCCCAGGAGCCUCCCGCCGGAGGGAGUCUGGUGGUUGAACCCCGUUUCUUACCCUCACAUGCUUCCUACUCUGCUGAGCUACACCCCCAGCCUCAGUCUCAGGCUCUUUCUCAGGCAAGCAAUGGAAGGACGAUUGUUGGACAUCCGUGAUGCACAGAACCGUGCGCGGCUGUUCUGAGUGGCCAGAGAGGCUCCGGAGUCAGUUCUGAGUUUUUCUGCAGUGUUUUUCACCACCUUCUCCUCACCCUGCCCUGUGUGAUGCUGCCUGUUUCUGAAAUGUUGCUGAAGCGCUGCUGAAGGGGCCACAGAUGCAAGGAUUUGGGACACGUUUGAACCUUUAAGCUGUCUGACAUUGACCUCCUUUCAUUAUUAAUAAAGAAGAAGCAGGAGCUUAGGAUAUAUUAACACCAACUCAUUAAUGUACUAACCGGACAGUGCUCUGCAAACCCCACUGCGCAGUAAAGGACUGGACUGGCCCAGGACACAAUCAUUUCGCAUUUCCUCAGCUUAUAAUAUGACUGGAUGGAGGGAAAUUUGAUGAGCAUGAGGGAAGACCAUUCCUUUCAUGUCCGCUACAGAAUGGAAGCUUCUUGCCUCGAGCUGGCCUUGGAAGGAGAACGUCUGUGUAAAUCAGGGGACUGCCGCGCUGGCGUUUCGUUUUUUGAAGCCGCGGUUCAAGUUGGAACUGAAGACCUGAAAACGCUCAGUGCUAUUUACAGCCAGCUGGGCAACGCUUACUUCUACUUACACGACUACGCCAAGGCGCUAGAGUACCACCACCAUGACUUAACCCUGGCGAGGACUAUUGGAGACCAGCUCGGGGAAGCGAAAGCCAGCGGCAAUCUUGGAAACACCUUGAAGGUGCUUGGGAACUUCGAUGAAGCGAUAGUGUGUUGCCAGCGACACCUGGAUAUCUCCAGAGAACUUAAUGACAAGGUGGGAGAAGCAAGAGCUCUCUAUAAUCUUGGAAAUGUGUAUCACGCCAAAGGGAAAAGUUUCGGCUGCCCAGGUCCACAAGAUGUAGGAGAGUUUCCAGAAGAAGUGAGGCUCGCCCUACAGGCAGCUGUGGAGCUCUAUGAGGAAAACCUGUCGUUAGUAACUGCUCUAGGUGACCGAGCAGCCCAGGGACGAGCCUUUGGGAACCUCGGCAACACACACUACCUCCUCGGCAACUUCAGGGAUGCCGUUAUAGCUCAUGAGCAGCGUCUCCUGAUUGCAAAAGAGUUCGGAGAUAAGGCGGCCGAAAGAAGAGCGUACAGCAACCUCGGAAAUGCGUACAUAUUCCUUGGUGAAUUCGAAACUGCUUCCGAAUACUACAGGAAGACACUGCUGCUGGCUCGGCAGCUGAAAGACAGAGCCGUGGAAGCUCAGUCCUGCUACAGUCUUGGGAAUACAUACACUCUGCUUCAGGACUACGAGAAGGCCAUCGAGUACCACCUCAAGCACUUAGCGAUUGCCCAGGAGCUCAAGGAUCGAAUUGGUGAAGGGAGAGCGUGUUGGAGUUUAGGAAAUGCAUACACGGCUCUAGGAAAUCAUGACCAAGCAAUGCAUUUUGCUGAAAAGCACUUGGAAAUUUCAAGAGAGGUUGGGGACAAAAGCGGCGAGCUGACUGCACGGCUGAACCUCUCAGACCUGCAGAUGGUUCUUGGUCUGAGCUAUAGCACAAAUAAUUCCAUGAUGUCUGAGAACAUCGAAAUCGAUGGCAGCUUACAUGGUGCAGGCACCAAACUGGGACGAAGACAUAGUAUGGAGAACAUGGAACUUAUGAAGUUAACACCAGAAAAGGUCCCGAAUUGGAACAGUGAAAUUCUCGCUAAACAGAAACCUUGCAUUGCCAAAUCGUCUGCAAAGCUCCUAUUUGUCAACAGACUGAAGGGGAAAAAGUCCAAAAGCGGCAGCGCCUCCACUAAGGCUCUCCACCACGCCAGCAACCCCAUCGACCACCGCGCUCCACAUGCCCAGAAGAAAGUCGGCUCGGACGCGGUCGGAGAUGAGGGAUUCUUUGACUUACUGAGGCGACUUCAGAGCAGCAGGAUGGAGGACCAGAGGUGCCACUUACAGGAGAACCGGACAGCGUCCGUGGCCGCUUCCUCUGCUACCCCCAAGAUGGUGAAAGCACCGUCGGCUUCUGUGGUAUCCCCCAACACCGAUGAGUUUUUAGAUCUCCUUGCUAGCUCGCAGAGCCGCCGUCUGGAUGACCAGAGGGCCAGCUUCAGUAAUUUGCCAGGGCUCCGUCUGACAGAAGGCAACAAUCAGUCCGUACUUGAGCGCCUGAUGACAAAUGACAAGAAAGAGCCUGAUGAGGACUUCUUUGACAUCCUUGUAAAGUGUCAGGGGUCCAGGUUAGAUGAUCAGAGAUGUGCUCCACCACCUGCUGCCACAAAGGGGCCGACUGUCCCCGACGAAGACUUUUUUAGCCUCAUUUUACGCUCUCAAGCUAAAAGGAUGGAUGAACAAAGAGUUCUGCUACAGAGAGAUCCAAACAGGGACAGUGAGUUUGGACUAAAGGAACUUUUGCAAAAUAAUGCUCUGUUGGAAUUUAAGCAUUCAGGGAAAUAACUAGCAAACCACAAGAUGGUGUGGUAUUUCCUACUAAAGAAAAGGAGGUUCCCUCGGGACACUGCAGGGAAACUCAUCUUACACAGCACCGUAGUAGUCACCAAGUUUUCCGGGUGUAAAUGUUGAAGUACUAAGGGACUGAAAGGUGCUUCUUCAACCUACCCGACCUUGAGACUCUGCUUGGGUGACUUAAGAUUCCUUGGCUAGGGUUUGUGUACUAGGAAUUUAAACGAAUCCUACACUAGAAUUCAGUCCUUUCUUACUGAGGUCAUUUUUUAAGGAUCUAGUUAACAAUGACUUUUUUAUAUACCCGCCCAAGAAUAUAGUGGAUUGCAUUGUUUACUGAAAAUAAUGUAAAUUUCCUAUGUAAAAAAGGUGAAAAUAGUCAUAAAAUUCUAGCUUAAGAAAACUAUAUUCAAUAUAUUUUUAGGCAAAGCCAGUGAAGGAGAUGAGAAAUAAACUACUUUUAGCAUG
This is a messenger RNA of Rattus norvegicus (Norway rat), 3906 nucleotides long. The record is from RefSeq and is a predicted model, not a curated record. NCBI's taxonomy places the organism in Eukaryota, Metazoa, Chordata, Mammalia, Rodentia, Muridae.